UUAUAGAACAUGCUGUAACCAGCCAGCAAAAUCAUGUGGGAAAUAUAGCUAAUUUAAAACCUAUUUCUCUCAACCUUAGCAGACUAAACAAGUGUCACCAUUUGACUCUCUUUCGGAUAUUACAUUCAUCUGGCCCUGGGCCCUUCUCAUUUCUGCUGUCUAACCAAAGCCUAGUACUUUGCUGCUCAAAAGUGUAGUUUGGGAACCAGCAGUAGCAGCAUCACAGGUGCUACCCCAGCCUGUCAAAUUAGAACCUGCAUUUUAACGAGACCUACUCUCCAGGAAACAUCUGGAGAAAAUGACACAUUGGUUUCAUAGGAACCCAUUAAAAGCCACAGCUCCCGUUUCUUUUAAUUACUAUGGUGUAGUCUCCGGUCCUGCUGCUUCAAAAAUUUGCAGUGACUUGAGAUCAUCCCGAGCACGACUGCUUGAACUGUUCACUGAUUUGAGCUGUAAUCCAGAAAUGAUGAAGAAUGCAGCAGAUUCAUAUUUUUCUCUUUUACAAGGUUUCAUAAAUUCAUUGGAUGAAUCUAGCCAAGAAAGCAAGUUACGAUAUAUUCAAAAUUUCAAGUGGACCGACACGUUACAAGGACAGGUCCCCAGUGCCCAGCAGGAUGCUGUUUUUGAAUUAAUUUCCAUGGGAUUUAAUGUAGCUUUAUGGUAUACCAAAUAUGCUUCAAGACUGGCUGGAAAAGAAAACAUAACAGAAGAGGAAGCCAAAGAGGUCCAUCGAAGCCUGAAAAUUGCAGCUGGGAUUUUUAAACACUUAAAGGAAACUCACAUCCCAAAGCUUAUCACACCUGCAGAAAAGGGGAGAGAUUUAGAAGCCCGGCUGAUAGAAGCUUAUAUUAUCCAGUGUCAGGCUGAAGCUCAAGAAGUAACGAUCGCCCGAGCUAUUGAGCUGAAACAUGCUCCUGGCCUGAUCGCCGCGCUGGCCUACGAAACGGCCAAUUUCUAUCAGAAAGCGGAUCAUACUUUAUCCAGUUUGGAGCCUGCCUACUCUGCUAAAUGGAGAAAAUAUCUUCUCUUGAAAAUGUGUUUCUACACAGCUUAUGCGUACUGUUACCACGGUCAGACGCUGCUGGCUAGUGACAAAUGUGGCGAAGCGAUCAGGUCCCUCCAAGAAGCAGAGAAACUUUACGCAAAGGCAGAAGCACUGUGCAGAGAAUAUGGAGAAACCAAGGGGCCGGGGCCGACGGUCAAACCCUCGGGACACUUGUUCUUCAGGAAGCUCGGAAGCCUGGUGAAGAACACUCUGGAGAAGUGCCAGCGGGAAAAUGGGUUUAUUUACUUUCAAAAAGUCCCAACUGAAGCCCCGCAGCUGGAGCUCAAAGCCAACUACGGUCUCGUGGAGCCGGUGCCUUUCGAGUUUCCGCCUGCGAGCGCGCAGUGGACCCCAGAAGCGCUGGCCGCGUUCGACCUCAGCGGCAGACCCAAGGACGACGGUACCAAACCCAAGCCAGAAGAGGUGGUGAAACCUGUGAAAGAACCUGAUAUCAAGCCCCAGAAGGACACGGGCUGCUGCAUCUCCUAAAACACAGUGACGGGGCACACAGGAUGGAACCGCGGACGUGAUCUCCCCGAAGCCUGUAGAAUGAUAGUGCAUUCAGAGGGAAUCUGCCUUCCGGUUAUUCGUUCUCGAUUUUUGGUGUAGCGGAGAGGUGUCGCGCUUCGUUUCCACACUCCUUUUAACCAGGACAACAUGGGGAAGAUUUUAUUGUGCCUCUGAAGGGCGUGUUUGAGGGUCGGGUUUCCCCCUGCCCCAAAUUCUGGGUGGUAAUAGUCACAGAAUAACAUUGUAGGCCAGAAUCAUGUGGUGUCAGGUGUGCUGUUGUAUCUUAACAAAAAAAAUUUGUUUUCCUUCUUAUUUGAUACUAAAAGAAUGACAGGAGUCUGUUUUUGACAGACUUUUUCUUCCAUCAUUUUGUUCCUUGUAAGACAGACUUGUUACGUUGAGUCAGUUAACUUUUCUAGUGGGAAAAAAAGUUAGUUAUAGUUAAACAUCAGAAAAUCUUCAUCAAAUCCUUUACAUACGUACGUAUCUAUAAUUUACUCAAAAGAUCAGUGUUUUCAGUUUGUUGAGACCAUUCGAGAACUCACUCUUACCGUGGUGGCCCAACACCUCGUUCCAGUCUCCGUAAACCUACAGUGGCUUUUACAAGAACCUUUCUAAGGAGUUUUUUCCUUAGAGGACAGAACUUUGUCACAGCUCGUAAUGUUUCUGUAUGAGAGAAGACAGGGCGACAGGUUUUGCAGAAGUCAAAUAAGAUGCGACGUAAAGAAAAAAAACACUAGGCUGUACACCUGAAACCAGCAUAAAGUAAUAUUGAAUAUCUACUAUAAUUGAAAAAGAAAAAGAAAAAACUUUAAACCCAAAGGAGCUAGGGCGUCCUGAAUGACGCUGGUCACUACUUUGGGAGGUGACGGUACAAUGCCUGACCCGAUCUCCGUGUGCACUGUUUUUAUAUGGUUUUCUAAUGUACAUAUUCUGUCAGAAUUGUAUUGCUUUAGGCCAGAGGCCAUAGCAAAAACUUAACAGAGCAGACAGGUAUAGUAUGAUCUUAAAAAUAGUUUGUAAUAUUUGAAACCGUUUAGCACAUACACAAAACUUGGGAUGUAGUGGCUGCAUAAUCAUUAAAAGAAGUCAUACCUCUGUAGGUUUAUUUUCUGAUUGUUCUCUUGGGGCAUUAGCUAAUUUUCCUAUUAUAAAUGGAUUGAGUCACUUCAUAGAAAUAAUAAUAGUAAUGUAUACUGAGAGCUUAUCACAUGCCAGACGCUGUGCUGAGUACUUACACAGAUAAACCUGAAUCCACACUGCGGCUUCGUGAGAAAUAAGUGACAUCUGCAUAAAGCGUCAAAAUUGGACUGAACAUUUCGUUAUGAAGAAUGACUAGAUUAUGCUUGAAUAGAUCAAUAUUGUAUUCAAAUAAAUGAUUACUUAAAUCAUAGUUUACACUCUUGAAAAAAGCUACAUAGAAUCAGAGCAUUUUUUUAAUAUAUGGCCAUGCUACUAAAAAUAAUAUAUGGAAAUAUUCGUUGCUGUAAAACAUUUAACAUUUGAAGCUGCAAUUUCCAGAAUAAGUGGAGUAAUAACAACAUUAAUUUUACUUGGCUGUCUAUAGAAAAAAAUAAUUAAAUUUUACUGUAUUUUGAUUACAGAAUCAUUCAUCUAUCUGUUAUAUGCCAUUUACUGACAAAACGUUCAGCAGUACUUGAUGCCAGCUUGUUGCUCUCCGUCUAGAGGGUCUAUUUCUCUUAGAUCCUAGUGUUUGAGAACCUAGUGACUAGUUUUCACAGUGACAUCAUUGUGGAUCAUACUACUGCAUAGGGAAUGAAAACAUGGAAUAUGCUAGCUGCUUCUGUAAAGUCCAGUAAAUCCUGGUAUUAUAAUCCAUAACUGGCAGCUUUGACAUAAGCAGAUCAUAUUCUAUUGACGCAGCAAAGGUGACACUUUGUGACUGAAACACCCUAUUAUUUAUCAUGUCUUUGAAGUAGUGUUGGAAAUAUGGGGAAGUUAACAAAAGUAGUUGCAUGAAGGUUAUAGAGAGAUGUAACAACUGUUGCAUACAUUUCAUACUUAAAGCAGAUAAUGAACAGCUAACAUUCUGCUAAAAGUUGUUUGUUUAAUGAAUUAUCUAUUUAUAAAAAUAAAAGUAAUUUUACUUAGUUUCAUUGGACUUUAUAUGCUUUUCAAUAAAUAUUUUUACGUUUAUUAAGUCAGUAAGUUAACACGAAAAUCAUAAUUCUUCCCAAUAAUAUUUUAAAAUGACACAUUUUCAUCAGCUGUUUGAUGCUGCGAGUUUAUUAAAUGUUCGACAUGCCUUGA
This is a messenger RNA of Pteropus alecto (black flying fox), 3826 nucleotides long. It is a transcript of the gene BROX, whose product is annotated as BRO1 domain and CAAX motif containing. The record is from RefSeq and is a predicted model, not a curated record. NCBI's taxonomy places the organism in Eukaryota, Metazoa, Chordata, Mammalia, Chiroptera, Pteropodidae. The transcript is spliced from 13 exons. Bases 299 to 1534 code for a protein of 411 amino acids.